Plasmodium gonderi is the source of this 657-nucleotide messenger RNA. RefSeq names its product peptidyl-prolyl cis-trans isomerase. The record is from RefSeq and is a predicted model, not a curated record. The transcript is spliced from 3 exons. NCBI's taxonomy places the organism in Eukaryota, Apicomplexa, Aconoidasida, Haemosporida, Plasmodiidae. Gene Ontology annotation, molecular function: peptidyl-prolyl cis-trans isomerase activity. Bases 1 to 657 code for a protein of 218 amino acids.
AUGAGAACUUUUUUUAUUAUGUAUACAUUUUUUAAAUCGUGUAACAGGAGAAAAUUCGCGUUCCUAUAUUGUCAUUUCAGGGGGAAAAAUUUUAAUUCCCUUUAUUUAAAAAAUUUUUUUUUUAUUUCAUUUAAUUUAUAUUUUGCAAAAAAAUAUUUAUUUUCAAAAAAAAACCUAAUUUCUUAUUUGGAAGAAAAGGGAGCAGAUGCCUAUUUGGAAAAAAAAUACAAACCUGAUAAGCCCUACGUUAAAACAGACAGUGGAAUAUUGUACAAAGAUAUCAUAGAAGGCGAAGGUGACACUGUAGAAGAGGGAGACACGGUAUAUAUUCACUACCAAGGAAAAACGACAAAUGAUUUUCGCAUAAUUCAUUCAACUUUCAAUAGCAUAAUUCCACCUAAAAUAAAAGCUGGGGAAUACGAUCAAAAGCACAUAAAGGCUAUAUAUGAGAUUGUCAUUGGGAUGAAAAAACACACAAGAAGACAGUGCAUCAUUCCUCCACAUUUGGCAUAUCCCAAUCAUUUUCCAAGCCAGCCGCUCAUUUACGAAAUUGACGUAGUAAAAGUUUUAAAAAAAGGUUCUGAUGACAAGUCAUUUUUCGAAACAGUUGAAGAAACAAUAAAACAGAUAAGGGGUGCCAUAUCUUCAUUCUUCUAA